Molecule: messenger RNA, 998 nt
Organism: Phycomyces blakesleeanus NRRL 1555(-)
Lineage: Eukaryota; Fungi; Mucoromycota; Mucoromycetes; Mucorales; Phycomycetaceae
Exons: 6
Coding region: 17-598 (193 amino acids)
Biological process (GO): signal transduction
Cellular component (GO): plasma membrane
Molecular function (GO): GTP binding; GDP binding; GTPase activity
Source: RefSeq, a predicted model, not a curated record
GAAUAAUCUCUAAAAGAUGAUGCUCUACAAGCUGGUCGUUUUGGGCGAUGGUGGUGUGGGAAAGACUGCCUUGACUAUACAGCUGUGUCUUAACCAUUUCGUUGAGACGUAUGAUCCCACAAUCGAAGAUUCUUAUCGCAAGCAGGUCGUUAUUGAAGACCAGCCUUGUGUUUUGGAAGUCUUGGAUACAGCCGGACAAGAGGAAUACACUGCCUUGAGAGACCAAUGGAUCAGAGACGGAGAAGGGUUUUUGCUAGUAUACUCCAUAACAUCUCAUUCGACCUUUGAUCGUGUCGAACGUUUCCGUGACCAGAUCUUCAGAGUCAAGGAUGUUGACAAUGUUCCCUUGAUGCUUGUCGGAAACAAGUGCGAUAAGGUUACCGAGCGUGAAGUGACACGCGAGGAAGGUUACGCGAUGGCAAAACGACUUGCCUGCGAAUUCAUUGAGACCUCUGCAAAAACCUGCGUCAAUGUCGAACGUUCUUUCUACCAAGUCGUCAAAAUCAUUCGUGCCCAGAGAGAUGGCAUGCGCUCCGGCGUCAAGAAAAAUGGAAAGGGAAAGGGAAAAGACAAAAAACCACCCUGCGUUGUGCUUUAGAGAAUAAUAUAACAUCUUUAAAUCAUUAUUAUUAUUACUACUAUUACUACUACUACUACUACUACUACUACUACUACUACUAUUCUUAUUACCCUAUUUACCUUAUUUACUUUCCUUUUCUUUCUGUCUGAUCCAUCUCUUUAUUUUCUUACUCGCAUUAUCGCUCACUCCUCACAAUCCUUUCUCCAUUCUUAUUUUUUAAAUUUUUCAUUUUUCUUUCCCUUUUCUUUAUUUCUUAUAGUGCGCAAAGGAGUGACAAUAUAGAGAUCUCAUUAAUAUCUGUGGCUUGCUGUGCAAUGCCAUCUUGUGCUUUUGAUUAUUUCUCUUGGCUUGUCAUUUCCUCAUUUUUAUAGACCAAGAAGACGAAAACACACUUAAUUACAAACCUGUCUUAUUAUUC